This is a messenger RNA of Oncorhynchus mykiss (rainbow trout), 4594 nucleotides long. The record is from RefSeq and is a predicted model, not a curated record. NCBI's taxonomy places the organism in Eukaryota, Metazoa, Chordata, Actinopteri, Salmoniformes, Salmonidae.
GGUGGAAACACGGUAGUGUGAGGGGUUGAUUUAUAAAAUGAUCCGCUAGUGUUGUUUUGUUUUUCACGUCCACUCCCUGCUCACAUAGGAGGUAACUGAACUGACCACCUGACCUAAUGAUGCUGUAAGGAUGGUAGCUCUGGUCCACGACGUUACUGCGCAUUUCUCCACCACUAAGCUAGAGUAAUGCCUGAUGUCCACCAGAUGCAUGUGCGUUUUGUUUUGCUGGAUGUCUAGCCCGCAUUUUCCGUACAAUUAAUUUGAAAAUUAAUUACUUCCGCCGGAUCGCAAAGAGUUUGAUGCGUCCGGUGGACGUGAGGCAUAACAGGCAGUUAACGCCCUGGACCAGAGCUAUAAGGAUCGCUGUAACGGUUUGUUGCAACGUGGGCGUCAACAUGGAACCACACGCGCUAUUAUUUGACACCGAUGUCCAUUUCCGUUCCAUGUCGCGACCAAAUCGUCUCGGGACGCGGUAAUCGGUGUAUUCUCUGGUUUUCUUCUACACUCAGAGGUGGGUGAAACUAGAAGAACAUAUUAGAAGCUCUUGUGAAUUUUAAUGGAUGAAACGCAACGUUGCUUGGCUACAACGCAGGGACAGAUAAUGUCUAUUCAGAAAAGCUGAGGUUAUUCAUGAUUUUGGGCAAAGACAAUGUUACAGCAAUAACGGAAGGAUGCUUGUCAGGCCCUAGAGGUUUAUCACUGUAGCCACGGGAGUUUAGGCUACUGGCGUCAUCAUUUCUGUUAUUUUGUCAACAAAGGCCACCCCAUUGACAUGCAGUGAUAGUAGCCUGUAGGUUAGUGUAUGUUAGUGACACAGUGUUGUGUUUAGGAAACAGCUCCAGUAGAUAUAGCCUGUAGGUUAGUGUAUGUUAGUGACACAGUGUUGUGUUUAGGAAACAGCUACAGUAGAUAUAGCCUGUAGGUUAGUGUAGGUUAGUGACACAGUGUUGUGUUUAGGAAACAGCUCCAGUAGAUAUAGCCUGUAGGUUAGUGUAUGUUAGUGACACAGUGUUGUGUUUAGGAAACAGCUACAGUAGAUAUAGCCUGUAGGUUAGUGACACAGUGUUGUGUUUAGGAAACAGCUACAGUAGCUAUAGCCUGUAGGUUAGUGUAUGUUAGUGACACAGUGUUGUGUUUAGGAAACAGCUACAGUAGAUAUAGCCUGUAGGUUAGUGGCACAGUGUUGUGUUUAGGAAACAGCUACAGUAGAUAUAGCCUGUAGGUUAGUGGCACAGUGUUGUGUUUAGGAAACAGCUACAGUAGAUAUAGCCUGUAGGUUAGUGGCACAGUGUUGUGUUUAGGAAACAGCUACAGUAGAUAGCCAACGCCCACCCAUCCCAUUCCCUCCUAGUCCUUCAGUUCUAAACCCGAACAUAACUCAACAGAAGCGAACUAACCGAACGAAACCGAACGGAACGGAACCAUGCCGUGUACGUGUGGGAACUGGAGACGGUGGAUCCGACCUCUCGUGGUCUGCCUCUAUGUAGCUCUGCUACUCGUGGUUCUGCCGCUGUGUGUCUGGGAACUACAGAAGUCUGAGGUGGGGACCCACAGUAAAGCCUGGUUCAUAGCUGGAGUGUUUGUGUUCAUGACCAUCCCCAUCUCUCUGUGGGGCAUCCUGCAACACCUGGUACACUACACACAGCCUGAGCUACAGAAACCCAUUAUCAGGAUCCUGUGGAUGGUACCCAUCUACAGUGUGGACAGUUGGAUCGCGCUGCGCUACCCCAGAAUAGCCAUCUACGUAGACACGUGUAGAGAGUGUUACGAGGCCUACGUCAUUUACAACUUCCUCAUCUUCCUGUUAAACUACCUCUCUAACCAGUAUCCCAGUUUGGUGUUGAUGCUAGAGGUUCAGGAACAACAGAAACACCUGCCACCUCUAUGCUGCUGUCCACCAUGGGCAAUGGGAGAGGUGUUGUUGUUCCGCUGUAAGCUGGGGGUUCUACAGUACACCGUCGUCAGGCCCGUAACUACAGUGAUAGCACUUGUCUGUCAGUUGUGUGGUGUGUAUGACGAGGGAAACUUCAGCAACAGGAAUGCCUGGACCUAUCUGGUCAUAGUCAACAAUAUCUCUCAACUGUUUGCCAUGUAUUGUCUGGUGCUGCUGUAUAAAGCCUUGAAGGAUGAACUGAGUCAGAUUAGACCCGUUGGGAAGUUCCUCUGUGUUAAAAUGGUCGUCUUCGUCUCGUUCUGGCAGGCAGUGUUGAUAGCUAUACUGGUGAAAGUCGGAGUGAUCUCUGAUAAACACACCUGGGACUGGGACAGUGUUGAGGCUGUAGCCACCGGACUACAGGACUUUAUCAUCUGUGUAGAGAUGUUUCUAGCAGCUAUAGCCCACCACUACAGCUUUACCUAUAAACCUUACAUACUGGAGGCAGAGGAGGGAAGCUGUUUUGACUCCUUCAUGGCCAUGUGGGACGUGUCUGACAUCAGAGCAGACAUCUCAGAGCAGGUCCAACACGUAGGUCGGACGGUCCUGGGCAGACCCAAUAAGAUGUACUUUGGCUCCACCAGCCGUCCUGAACACACUGAACACACAGGUCUGUCUGGCUGUCCUGAACACACAGGUCUGUCUGGCCGUCCUGAACACACAGGUCUGUCUGGCCGUCCUGAACACACAGGUCUGUCUGGCCGUUCUGAACAUACUGAACACACAGGUCUGUCUGGCCGUCCUGAACACACAGGUCUGUCUGGCCGUCCUGAACACACAGGUCUGUCUGGCCAUCCUGAACACACAGGUCUGUCUGGCCGUCCUGAACACACAGGUCUGUCUGGCCGUCCUGAACACACAGGUCUGUCUGGUGGUCCUGAACACACAGGUCUGUCUGGCCGUCCUGAACACACAGGUCUGUCUGGCCGUCCUGAACACACAGGUCUGUCUGGCCAUCCUGAACACACAGGUCUGUCUGGCCGUCCUGAACACACAGGUCUGUCUGGCCGUCCUGAACACACAGGUCUGUCUGGUGGUCCUGAACACACUGAACACACAGGUCUGUCUGGCCAUCCUGAACACACAGGUCUGUCUGGCCAUCCUGAACACACAGGUCUGUCUGGCCAUCCUGAACACACAGGUCUGUCUGGCCGUCCUGAACACACUGAACACACAGGUCUCUCUGGCCGUCCUGAACACACUGAACACACAGGUCUCUCUGGCCGUCCUGAACACACAGGUCUGUCUGGCCGUCCUGAACACACUGAACACACAGGUCUGUCUGGCCAUCCUGAACGCACAGGUCUGUCUGGCCGUCCUGAACACACUGAGCACACAGGUCUGUCUGGCCGUUCUGAACAUACUAAACACACAAGUCUGUCUGGCCAUCCUGGACACACAAGUCUGCCGGGUGGUCCUGAACACACAGGUCUGUCUGGCCAUCCUGAACACACAGGUCUGUCUGGCCGUCCUGAACACACAGGUCUGUCUGGCCGUCCUGAACACACAGGUCUGUCUGGCUGUCCUGAACACACAGGUCUCCUGUCGGCUGCGUCCCAGGGAGGGUCAGAGCAAGACAUCGUCGUCGCGGAAACCGUCUCCGUCCCCGCCUCCCCUCUGUCGGGUCACUACCAGGGGCUAGGCCACACCCCAAAGCCACACUCUUACUCCGCCCCCUCCGGGUUCAUUUCUUCUGAUUGGGACGAGGACAGCGAGGAGAAACAAUCGGAGACCGGUGCAGGGGUUUCGCACCCUGGUGCCAUCGCUGGCGACACCCCCACCGCCGACAUCAGUGCGAGGUGUGACUUCAUUCGUGACAUCUCAGAUGGCGACGCGCCCAGUGACAUCAGUGCUGACGUCACUCGUGACAUCGUUGGUGACAUCACUGGCCACGCCCUCAUUGACAUCGGUGCUGACGUCGUUGGUGACAUCACUGGCCACGCCCUCAUUGACAUCAGUGGCGAAGUCCCCGGUGAAAUGAGUGGUGACAUCACUAGUAACAUUACUUUUUGCACGUAGGAGGAGUGUUACUGGUCCAGAGUGUGUUCCUUCCUGUCUCGUGACUCCUCCCCUUCACCCUGACUGGCUGAGACACGCUGGCUUACUCCAAACCAAUGUUUUUAAAGGGGGAGUGGACACAAUUCAGAAAGAAGGGUUUAAACCAGCCAAGGAGAGUUUGAACACAGAGGAAGAAAUGUUGGUGUUGUAUUUGCCAUAACAAUAGAUUCAUUAUAAAUAACUUUAUAAAUGAUGUUUAUAAAACACUAAUGUCAAGUUUGGCAUAAUAAUGUGAUAUAAUUAUGUUUCGUUACUAUAAUUACUAUUGUUUUAACAUUUUGUAAUUAAUCAUUUUUGGAUAACAAUGCUAUUUUAUUGGCCGUAUUUUGUCAUUAUCCGUUUUAUUAAUUUAUUUAACAUAUAUUAAUACAUACAACAAUUCAAUACUAUAUAUAUAUAUAUAUAUAUAUAUAUAUAUACACUGCAAUAGACUGAACUACAGCUAAUCAUUAUUACAGGCAUGUUACAGAAGACAAUACACAGCCUACUCACGCCAUAGCAGACCAUGCUUCUAUUCAGCAGUAGGAUGCCAUUGACUUGUCAGCUGAUUUAUUCAACGACCUUCUUCUGUUGUCUUGGUAAUAAAACCAUUAUAAAACGUCA